UUCACAUCAAACUCGACGACCUUACAAUAAAAAUCAAAUAUAUACAUUCAAUAAUAACUAGCAAUAUAUAUUAUCUUUCCUUUCAAAAAAAAAAAAAGCAAUAUAUAUUAUCUACAUUUCUCUGUUAGUCUCUCCUCAAAAUUAUCCCCUAAUUCCCCAAAUUCUCAAACAAUUACAGUAGAAGAGAGAGAAAAUAUACUUACUUUACGGCCCAGAAAGAAUUUUUUCCAUAUCCAUUAAUUUCACACCUGUCCCUUUUGAUUAUAUCACUUUUACUAAACUUUAUCCAAUUUGUUCCCGCACCCAGAAAAUUCCCAGAAAGUUAAGCUUAUCAAUUUGUAUUUAUGUCAAUAAUUCACAGAUAUCUUUUGAUUUUGUAUUUUGUUGGGUGAAAAUCUCAUUUUUCUACUGCAAAUAAGUCCAAAUUAUCAUUGCCCUUAUCUUAUUUUUAAUUUUAAUAGAAUCCUAGUAUCUAUGAUUUACAUAAAAAUCUCACAUGGGUACUAAUUAUAUCCAUAUUUUCCUCCUUUUUCCCUCUCUAUUUUGGAUCAUAACUCCAUCAAACAAAGCUUUUCUGUAAACUUCACACCACUGUUAUCUUCUUCUACUAUCCAAAUUUGAUCCAUAUUUUUUUUUUCUGUAAAAUUCUGGGAAAAAUAUGAAGGUGGCGAAGAGUCAGAUUUGGCAGCCUUGUAAAAGGAAGAGAUUUUUUUUAUUUUGAUUAGUUUUUUAAAAAAUUCGUCAAUAAUAAAAUAAUUAAUAAAACAUAAAUAAUUAAUAAAGUUGUAGAAAUGUCGACGAGGGGAUCGGGGAGCAGCAGUGGGAGUGGCAUCGGGAAGACGAGAGUUGGGAGGUAUGAGCUUGGCAGGACGUUGGGAGAAGGAACUUUUGCUAAGGUGAAAUUUGCAAGGAAUAUUGAAAAUGGUGAAAAUGUUGCAAUUAAGAUUCUUGAUAAAGAUAAAGUUCUCAAGCACAAGAUGAUCAGCCAGAUUAAACGUGAAAUAUCAACCAUGAAACUAAUUCGUCACCCAAAUGUCAUCCGUUUGUUUGAGGUUAUGGCUAGCAAGACAAAGAUAUACAUUGUUCUAGAAUUUGUCACAGGCGGAGAACUUUUUGAUAAAAUUGCAAGUAAAGGAAGAUUGAAGGAGGAUGAAGCAAGAAAAUAUUUUCAACAGUUGAUUAAUGCUGUUGAUUACUGCCAUAGCAGAGGUGUCUUUCACAGAGACUUGAAGCCAGAGAACCUGCUGUUGGAUACAAAGGGCGUUCUUAAAGUCUCUGAUUUUGGUUUGAGCGCUCUUGCUCAGCAAGUCCGUGAAGAUGGAUUAUUUCACACAACUUGUGGUACACCUAAUUAUGUAGCUCCAGAGGUUAUUAACAACAAAGGCUAUGAUGGAGCUAAGGCUGACUUGUGGUCAUGUGGAGUAAUUCUCUUUGUCCUUAUGGCAGGCUAUUUGCCUUUUGAAGAUGCUAACCUCAUGUCAUUGUAUAAAAAGAUAUACAAGGCUGAUUUUGCCUGUCCACCAUGGUUUUCCUCGAGUGCAAAGAAAUUGAUCCAACGGAUUCUAGAUCCUAAUCCUUCAACGCGUAUCACAAUUGCUGAAGUGAUUCAAAAUGAGUGGUUUAAGAAAGGUUACAAGCCAUCGAUAUUUGAAGAGCCUGAUAUUUCAAUAGAUAAUAUUGAUGCAAUCUUUGACCAGUCAAUGCUCUCCGGAAACCUUGUUGUUGAAAGACGGGAAGAACGGAUAGUGGCUCCUCAAUCCCCUGCUGCCAUGAAUGCAUUUGAGCUCAUCUCUACAUCUCAGGGUCUUAACCUGGGCACACUUUUUGAGAAACAGAUGGGACUCGUGAAACGUGAAACAAGAUUUACAUCUAAAUCCUCUGCUAGUGAGAUUAUAUCAAAGAUUGAGGAGACAGCUGUGCCUUUGGGAUUUGGUGUGAAGAAGAAUAAUUACAAGAUGAAACUUCAAGGAGAGAAAACUGGACGCAAGGGUCAGCUAGCUGUUGCAACAGAGAUUUUGGAAGUGGCUCCGUCGCUGUAUAUGGUGGAACUUCGCAAGUCUCGCGGGGACACCUUGGAAUUUCACAAGUUUUAUAAGAGCCUUUCAACUGGGCUGAAAGACAUCAUCUGGAAGACAGGAGAAGAGAUCAAGGAGGAGGAAGAAAGCAACUAGUUCCUGCUUAUUGGUAGUGACUGGUCGUCCAAUAUUCUUCCCAAGCGAAAAGGGUUGUGGUAUUGGUGCUGCUAGGCGGCAGGCGCAGGUGUUCUUAAGCUUCUUGGCCUUAAACAAGGUGUAGGCUUUCCCUUUUCCUUUUUUCUUGGGUUUGGGGGUGGGGGUGGGUUGUGAGAUUUGGGAUACUGUAUCAAACAAUGUUGUGGAGCAAAAUGAAGUGGUGAAAUUUGAAUGUUUGAGAUUGAUUAUGGAAUUAUCAGUGAGAGUGAGACACUGAGACCUAACAAUUUACAUUA
This is a messenger RNA of Beta vulgaris subsp. vulgaris (sugar beet), 2467 nucleotides long. RefSeq names its product CBL-interacting serine/threonine-protein kinase 23. Lineage: Eukaryota; Viridiplantae; Streptophyta; Magnoliopsida; Caryophyllales; Amaranthaceae. Gene Ontology annotation, molecular function: ATP binding; protein kinase activity. Gene Ontology annotation, biological process: protein phosphorylation; signal transduction. Bases 792 to 2171 code for a protein of 459 amino acids. The transcript has 15 exons. The record is from RefSeq and is a predicted model, not a curated record.